UAAUAAAAUUAUAUAGGAGUACUUUCUUUAGUUACUGCAAAUGAAUAAAAUUUUCUCCUGAAAUCGGAUUAAAGUAAUGUUUAAGAAAGAUAAAUCAAAGAAUAAGUGUCAAUUGUGUUAUUAAAAAGGAAAAAUGGCUACUCUAGGAGGCUCCUCAUGGGAAGAGCUUCGUAAACAAGCUCGGACACUAGAAAAUGACAUAGACAUGAAGCUAGUGGCAUUUAGCAAACUGGGCAUCAGUCCGGUGACAUCAAGUCUCAGCUCCGAGUCGAUGCCACUAAUAAACAGCGAGGACAUGUUCGACACCAUGUCAAUGGAACUGCAACAGUUGUUGAAUAAGCUAUCAUCAAUAAACGACAAAAUGGGUGAAAUAGCCCCAAACAGCACGGCGACAAUGCACACUAUCAAGAGGCAUAGGGAAAUACUUAUGGACUACCAACAAGAGUUCUCCAAAACCUCAGCGCGAGUGAGCGCGAGGCGAGAACGUGAAGAAUUACUGCGAGGCUCGAAAUUACUGCGAGGCUCGAGUCCGCCUCCCACCGCCGGCCUCAGCCGCCGCGACCAGUACACCAAGGAGGCCAACCAUCUGCACAGUUCUCACAUACUAGUUGACGAGCAGAUCAACAUAGCGAUGGAGGCGCGGGAGCACCUCACCUCACAGCGGCAGACCUUCAAGAGGAUGCAGACCAGGUUCAACGACAUCACCAACAGGUUCCCAAUGCUGAACAGCCUAAUAUACCGGAUAAACGCACGGAAGCGGCGCGACUCCCUCAUAGUAGGCAUCGUGGUCGCGGUCUGCACAUUCUUGAUGCUUCUCUACGCUUUCCACUGAUUGCACUGUCUAUAGGCAGUGUUAUCUAGGGCCACGCUACACUAGCGUCUUUUGAGUGUCGGCGUCUAGACAACUCUAUGGCUCUAAGAGAGAUGCAACACUAUAGUCUGUAUCUUUAGGUUAUUUAAAAAAGAGUAAACAAAAUACCGGGUGUGGCCUGUAACAUGAGCAAAUAAUUUAAACAUAGAUUGUACUCCUUAAACGGUGACACUUUUGUUCGACAACUUUUAAAAAUUAUGUAGUAUUUACUACAUAAUUUUUACACUUGUAGUACUUCCUGUUUUUCAUACAAAAUAAAUAUUAUCUUUAAUGGACGCCAUCGCCACGCCAUAUCAUAGUGAUUGACGUUGUUUGUCACGCCUUAAACAUAACAAAAUUCGCAAUACAUUGCGUCUUAGAAUAAACUUUAAAGUGUAUUAAAAAUCAAACCACAAGUUAUUUUUAAAAGUCGCUGAACAAAUGUUGAUCAGUAUGAGGAGUACAGCCUACAGUUAAAUUUUUUGCUCAUAUUACGGGCCACACCCGGUAUAUCAAGCUUAAGAAGCCAUUUGAUGGUAAAUGAAAACAUUACAUGAUCAAAUAAUGUAGGUUAAAGUCAGGUCGUUUAGUGACAGAACCAGGUUUUGUAAGUAUUUGGUUGGUUAAUCGAUAAAUGUUUAUAACUACCCGAAAAUGUACCAAUUAUUUGUUUACUUUUAUUUAAGUACCUAAAGAUGCAGAGUAUAGCCUCUUUUGAGCGUCGGCGUUUAGUCAGCGCUAAAAGUGGUGUCGCUGCACAGUUGCGCCAACGUUGCGUCGUGCAGUAGCCAUAGAAUUGACUAAACGCUAACGCUCAGAAGACGCUAGUUUACUCCUACACUUAAAGGACAAUUUCUUCUUCCCUUGACUGCACUCUCUUCUACAGUUUACCGGAAAAACAUUCGUUCAACCUCGUAACGUCUGCCUUGUUGUAGUUGAAAUCAAUCUUGAUCUGAUUGAUACUUUAGCUAUGCCAAUAAGAGAGUGCUGCCCCCUACAGUUCAUGCAACCUUAACUUGACACUGUAUAAAUUGGGGGCUCCUGCCGGCUUAGCACAGGAGUGCCGCGACAGUAUCUCGCCCGCGAGAUGACUACCUGUCCCUCUCUAGUUAAUACAGUUAGUAAAAGACUCUAGUGCUGCCCCCUACAAGUUCUACACAAGACACGUUCGUAUGAUCGUACGUCUCCGUCAAAAUACGAUGGAAAAUAAAUAUGCACUGCACUUGUACAUGCAUUUAUAUUAUAGUUGGGAAAAAGGUGUAACUGGUUGCAUACAAUACAAUUGUUAAUGCGUCAAUUUUCCUUAAACAUUUAUAUUUAAUUUUAAUUUUAACUAAACAAUCUUGCACACACUUUUAAAAAUAUACGACACACAGAUAUGCCAAUCCAACUGUAAAGAUAAAUACCUUUUAGAGCGCAUUAUGUUUGUUAUAAUUGUUUGGCAUAAAAUUAAUUUGUCAUAUUAGUUCGAGUAACAUUUACUUAAAAAUUAAUUAUUUAAAUUAUUAUAUUAAUAACUUUCCUACUAUCUUAUAUUAGGUACCUAUCAGAAAAAAAGGACAGUUUGCCAAACAAAUCGCAAUAAACCUAGCGUUUAGAAUGAAUACAAUUAUUGGAUCAAAAAAUUAGCUCAAACAAAUGGCAUCACUUUUGUAGUAGUGCAUUUAACAAAAAUUAGAAACCCUUGGUGGUAAACAAUAAUCCGCUUACGUCGAGUCUGAAGCUAUAAUGUUGUGAUGUUGGACAGCGACACUAAAAACUGAUUUUAAUUUUAACAAAUUAUCGGUCGCAUCCGGCCCGAUCGGCCGCCCACAUGGCCUGCUGGUAAAGUCAAUUAAAACUUAUGAAGAAUUAUCCUCCUAAGACCCAAGACAGGUAGGACACCUGUAGUACUUGUUCAGUUCAAUGAAAUUUAAAUCAUAUUCGAUUGGAUCAGAGUUGCUUUUGCUUUGUUUCGUUCAGUUUUUGAACAACGCAAAAUCAACUCUAUAUCCUUCAUUGUAGGUUCAAAUUUCUGUAGCAAAUUUUGCAUUUUUCAUUUGUAUGUCUGGGCCUUAGGAGGUUAAAGUGGCUUGCUCAUAGACCUAGUAUUACAUAGAUGAGCUAUACGCGUGCCUCCGUGAGGGACAAAACAUACGCAAGCGACAAUAUUAAAAACACGUUUUAACAUUCCUGACAACAUACCAAAAAGAAUCUACGUAAUUCGGUCGGGUUAUUUGUUGCCCACCAUAAACCAUACAAAAUUUUUGGUGGGGACCAAACAAAAAGUGAGACUGACAAGGACAAGCAAUAAUACCGCUUUCUCUGCUACUCCUACUGAAAUUUUCAUAAGUGCAUUUCGUUCGGUCAUCUCUAUAUUAUUGUACCUCUAUGGGCAUGCGGCACUGGAACUUUCAAGAUACGGCGUACAGUCAAGGUAUUAAGUGUCGACACGGACAAAGUGCCAAAAUAUUGAAAACAUGACAGUGGGUAGUGGCAGGUCACACUUUGUCGCUGCAGGCUUGAUUUAGGCGGACUCUAGUUAAAUAAUUGACUCGUUUACCUCUUAAUUUGACUUCAAUUCUGUGAUAUCUCCAAGACAAUUUUAGAAAAGUGCAAUUUGGAGGAACUCUUACCAUAAAAAUUAUCUAUCCAAUUGUUAUAAUAAUAAACAGUUAUAUGGUCUACGUGUUGGAAUAAUUUAAUGUAUUACCUACAUGUUUAACCUUUUGAACGCUUUACGUCAAACAAAAACGUCACUAAGGCCAAGGUAACGGACGCAAGCGAGCUAAUGUAAACCUUACUUGAAAGUGUGAAGGUUACUUUGACAGCGUACGUCAUAACACUUAUGAGCCCUUCAACGUGCACACUAGCGCCACAGCUAAAUAAUCGUGAUUAUUUAUAUUUAACGGAAGAUAUUGAAAAAAGGGGGCCGCUUCGGACUGUAUUGUGUAUUUAAGUACCUUUUGAAUACAUCAAACUAGUUUUUAUGUUGCUGGUUUCGUCGAUCUAGGACCUCGAAACAAAAACGGCCGUUUUAACUUUGGACGCAUAGAUUGACGAAUCCAGAAGCAUAAAAACUAGUCUGAUGUAUUCAAAAGGUACUUAAAUACACAAUACAGUCCGUAGCGGCCCCCUUUUUUCAAUAUCUUUCGUUAAAUUGAAAUAAUCACGAUUAUUUAGCUGUGGCGCUAGUGUGCGCGUUGAAGGGCUCUUAAAGUUGUCCUUGGUGCUGUGGGCACGACUAUUGAAGACAACUUUAGGUGUUCUUGGCGUUCAAAAGGUUAAGCAAGUUCUCUUAGGCCCACUUGCACCGUCCGACUAACCCGGGGUUAAGCGGUUUAACCGUCAACCCAGUGUCAAAUUGUACUGGUAACCAUGGCGACUCCAGGUUUAACCGGUUAACCCCGGGUUACUGGAAUUGUGCAAGUGGGCCUUAAUCAUUUACCGCAAUCAUUGAAAUUCGGAAAAUGUCUAUCUUUGUAGAUUAUAUUGCUGCCCUCAUAUGUAAGAGCGGCCGAGAUGCUCAAAAAUAUGUGAACACGCACUAACUUUGGUAAUAGAGGCGUGUUCAGAUGUUUGUGAGCACUUUGGACGCACAGAUAUAUCCGGUGGCGUCUGUAAAUACUUUAAUACAAUGCAUUUUACCACUAAAAGUGGAAAAAAAUAGGUGUAAUAUUUUGAAGAAAUAAUAUAAUAACAAUCAGUGAUUAUAUUGGGAUACGGAAUUAGGUAAAAUGUUAUUGUAAAUAUUUAUAAUGUCUAUGUAAACUUAAUAUAAUAAUCACAGUACCAAAAUAAAAAUACAUUAUUU
Molecule: messenger RNA, 4643 nt
Organism: Cydia fagiglandana
Lineage: Eukaryota; Metazoa; Arthropoda; Insecta; Lepidoptera; Tortricidae
Gene: Gos28
Product: Golgi SNAP receptor complex member 1
Exons: 7
Coding region: 134-832 (232 amino acids)
Biological process (GO): endoplasmic reticulum to Golgi vesicle-mediated transport; vesicle fusion
Cellular component (GO): Golgi medial cisterna; SNARE complex; cis-Golgi network
Molecular function (GO): SNAP receptor activity
Source: RefSeq, a predicted model, not a curated record